This is a messenger RNA of Pimephales promelas (fathead minnow), 2379 nucleotides long. NCBI's taxonomy places the organism in Eukaryota, Metazoa, Chordata, Actinopteri, Cypriniformes, Leuciscidae. The record is from RefSeq and is a predicted model, not a curated record.
GACACACCACAUUCAAAAUGGCCUCUAUCAGCAACUGCGCUGGACGUGGAUCAAAAUGUGGAUAAACAACACCCAACCGUGGUUUUACUUUUUGUCCGUAACGCUUAAAGUUUGGGAGGCGCAAUGUCAUGAAUGUACUGGACUGGCAGAAUCGGUAAGAUACAUAAGAUGAGAGCUAGUUUUGCAGACAGCCCAGCCGAACCGGGGCGCCGCCGCUGCAGCAGGGCUUCAUCUGCCUUUCUGAACCACCGACACCUCCAGUGAGAUGGAAAGAGUGGAAGAUGCUGAUGAGCCAGGACUCACACCGUCCAUCGAUGUCAACGACAACCGGGAGGAGUAUAAAGCACGCGUUUGCGUUUCAUCCUCCGAAAGAGCAGGGCAGGGCUCUGUUUACAAUUCGGCAUACGCUAAUCCGGGCAGUGCUGGACUGCCGACUAACAUUAUAUCCUCGGUGGUGGUAAGGUGCAGGGCCGGAGUAUUAAACGGGUUUCCCGAAGAGCUGGAGGUGCAUAUGGUGUGUCCGGAUGGAGAAGAGGGGGGAAAACUUUCCAGCUCGAAUGAGCCCGAGUGCGUAGAAAAACCCGACAAUGGUUAUUUAAAUUCCCAGCUGAGGUCUGCAGUGUCAUUUAUGGGUAAAAGCUCGUCGGAUAUGAAGAUGCCUAAUGGAGAUGUUACCCAUGAACACAUGGAUCACGGUCAUACUCCUUUAAGGUGUUUGGAUUAUGCACCAGCAGAAGGCUUCAACAGGAAGGUGUCUGCUAAAGACAGAGGUGUGAAAGUGGGCAAUGGGGGGUUGUUGAUUGUGAACAGUUAUGACACCCUCUCUCAAGUCCCCUUUGGUGGCCUUUCUGCUCCAGAAAGCCAUGUCUUUGUUCAUCAAAGCGGCAGUGUCUCCUCCACUGGGAAGUCAUGUGAAAGGAUCAAUCGAGGCAGCACUGAAAGCUCGGAGGAGGCCCGGCCCUGUGACCCAGAUCCUGCUGACACCCUCUCCGAGCUCAGUGCCAAGCUGUCCUUGUCACCCCUGGCAGAAAACACCAGUGAUUACACAGAGACAGACCCGAGCCCAGAGGAGGAUUUUAGUGAUGCGGGCCCCCCUCUAAGGCCCCGGAGCCUCCAGACUAAUGCCAGUCACACAGUCUCCCUCAGCUGUGAUGCCACUCCUCUUAGCCCCGUGGAUGAUGGGUACUUUGGAGCAGAGGGUGGUGUGGACGAAUGUCUCGGCUCUGGCGGUCGAAGGCAGAGUGCUCCAGAUAGGGUAGCCGCUGACCCCGAUCCCUCAUCUGACCAGACGCUUGGCACUAAGAGACAUGGCAUUGCUGAGUUCUUGACCAGGAGUUUGUUUUCCUGGAAGCCCAAGGACUCAAGAGCCGCAGCAUCCCAAAGUUCUCCAGGAUGGAAGCUGUUUGGGAAAAUUCCACUGCGGGACAACCCUCCGAGAGACUCUAGAACCAUCCAGGAGAAGGACUACGAGUCCAGGGCGGGACAUGCCACAGGACCAUCCUCUCACCCUCAGCCAAUGAAACGCAAGAAUCUGGAGUUUGAGCCUUUGUCCACGACCGCUCUCAUUUUGGAAGACAGACCUGCAAACCUGCCAGCUAAAUCUGAAGAGGAAUCUCAGAGACACCGGCAGGAAUACAGUGAGAUGGUUGCAGGGGCCAAGAGAAGGGAGAUGAAAGAGGCACUGAAGAAAAAACGACAAAUGAAGGACCGAUACCGACAGGAGGAGAACAUUGCUAAUGCCAUGGUAAUCUGGAACACAGAAGUCCUGCCGAAUUGGGAAAGCAUGCGUAACACACGACGUGUACGUGACCUCUGGUGGCAGGGCGUCCCGCCUAGCGUCCGCGGGAAAGUCUGGAGCCUCGCUAUCGGGAAUGAGCUCAACAUCACCCCAGAACUGUAUGAGAUCUUCCUGUCCAGAGCCAAAGAGAAGUGGCGGAGCUUCAAUGAGACGAGUUCAGUAAAUGAAAAUGAAGAUUAUGGCGUGACACUGGCAGACAGAGAAUCCAGUCUGGAUUUAAUCAAGCUUGAUAUUUCCAGAACUUUUCCCUCUCUCUACAUUUUCCAGAAGGGUGGACCAUAUCAUGACAUAUUGCACAGUCUGUUGGGGGCAUACACCUGUUAUAGACCUGAUGUAGGCUAUGUUCAGGGGAUGUCUUUCAUUGCUGCUGUUCUCAUUCUGAAUUUGGAGGAAGCCGAUGCCUUCAUUGCCUUUGCCAACCUCCUUAACAAACCAUGCCAGAUGGCCUUCUUCAGAGUGGACCAUGACCUGAUGCUGAAGUAUUUUGCAGCCUUUGAGGUGUUUUUUGAAGAGAACCUUCCCAAACUAUUCCAGCACUUUCAGAACAACAGCUUGACGCCUGACUUUUACCUCAUAGACUG